UCGGGCUGUAUGAAGAAGCAGGCAGACCUUAGUUAGAGCGUAGUGAAGGCGCUGGGAAAGUUCUGCCGCGUCAAGUAGAAAUUGGCAUUAGGCACUGUCGGGAUUUUCGGUUCUUUUACAUUUUGAAUGAAAUAAGGAAACUUAUGUGAAAUGGUUCGCUAUUAUAAGACAAGCUCCUAAGCCACUUGCUGUGGUCAAAAUGCACAGAGCCAUGCGUUGGACAAUUUUAGCAUCGUAUUUCUUAUCAACUGUUUUGGGGAAUAAAACGGACAACCCUGUUCCCUUGUUCCAUGGACAUGUAUUUGAGAACUCACCACCUGGGUCAAAAGUAAACGGACUUGGUAUCCCAGUGAAGCGGACGGACUCACAAAAAUGGUGCCCAAAUACGGGUACGCACCUGAAACUCCUGGGGGCCGGCAGUGAGGAUUUCCACGUCUUUGCCCACCACAAACGCGGUCACGUAUUGUUGAAAACCUCCAAGAUCUUGGACAGGGAAGAGAGGUCUGAAUACCUCCUUAGCUUGGGGUUAUGUUGCCAAACUUGUUCUUCGUCUGACCGUGUGGUCGCCAAAGUUGCAUCUGUUAAAGUUGACGUAUUGGACACAAAUGACCAUGAUCCAUCUUUCAACAAUGCAUAUAUUAAAAUAACUUUGGACGAUGCUACGGCACUUCGAUCUGUAGUGUACAAUGUGAAGGCGGUGGACACAGACAGUGGAAAUAAUGCCGAAUUGAUUUACUUCGGGAUUCCAAAAAACGGAAGUUUCUAUGUUGUACCAAAAACCGGAGAUAUUUUACUGGUGGAUUCCAUACUGGGUCUGGUUACCCCGAUUAAGUUCCGUGUGUUUGCAAAAGAUCAUGGGUGGCCGUCUAGAACUAGCCAAGAUAUGGAAAUCGAGAUUAGUCCACGACAGUGGUCAGCAGCACCACCGUUCAGAGCGAGUAAGCUAAUUGGACUUCCUCGGAAGUCGAGGUCUCUUCUGGAGUCUGAAAACACGGUCAUUAUCAAUGUCUCAGAAGACGCUGGCAUCGGUUCUGUUGUGAUGAACCUGAUCUCUGCGAGAUUUCAGGCAGCGACCUUUGAAUUGGUGUACCCCGACCUAGAGAAUACGCCGGUCACCGUCAGUCGGGACAGCGGGGAUUUAGUGAUUGCUAGACGACUUGACAGGGAGACAGAACCGAUUGUGGAGAUCACUGUUAAAAUACAGGAUAAACGAGGUCCAGACUGGUACCUGAUCCAAGUAGAGCUGAUUGUGACCGAUGUGAAUGACAAUGCACCGGAAUGGACCAUGGUCCCAUCCCCCUACCUGGCUGUGGUGGCCCCCAACGCCCCGCCCGGCUCUCUGGUGUACAAGCUUCAGGCACACGAUGGGGAUGAGGGCAGCAACGGGGAGGUGGAGUACUUCCUGUCUGAUGGUGGUGAUGGCCGCUUUGAUGUGGACAAGAAGAGCGGCCAUAUCAAGACGACAGGAUUGCCCCUGCAGAAGGACAGGGAGUACCUACUGAAUGUUGUGGCUGCUGACAAGAUGGGCAGCCGCAGUCCUCCAGCCUUGGUGUCUGUGGUGGCGGGACCCAGAGCACCCCAGUUUACCAAUGCCUCCUACUCUAUCUCCAUUCCUGAGAACACACCCGAGGGACAGCUGUUCUUGAUGACCCCGGCUGUGUCCUUCCAGAAGCAUCCGCUCAGUUACAGUCUGCUGAUCAACCCCAGCAGCCUCUUCUCCAUCCAGCAGGAAACGGGCGAGAUCAGCCUGACCCGCACCAUUGACUUUGAGAGUGACCAGCAUCGCUACCUGCUGCUGGUCCGGGCCAGUGAGAGCUACAACAGCCUGAGCAGCGCUGCCGAGGUCCGAGUGCUGAUAACAGAUGAAAAUGACUGUGUCCCAGAAUUCCUACAGUCCAUUUACAGCAAAGAUGGGGUCCCUGAGACUGUAACCACGGCAACCUCUCUCCUACAAGUGUCGGCCAGUGAUUGUGACUCAGACCUGAACGCCGAGCUCACCUACUACACGCUGAGCCCAGACUUCAGCGUAUCGCCCCAUGGCACCAUCUUUCCGGCCAGGCUGCUCGACUACGAGCGCCCCAACCACCUGUAUGAGUUUGUGGUGAUGGCCGUGGACAAGGGGGAGGUUCCUCGCACGGGAACUGCCACCAUCCGCAUUCGCAUGGCCAACGUCAACGAUGAGGCGCCGCAGUUCUCUCAGCUGAUUUAUCGGACCUUUGUCUCCGAAGAUGCUGGGCCCAACACACUGGUUGCUACGGUUUUAGCCAAGGACCCCGACGGAGAUGGGAUCACAUACCGGAUCAUAACAGGCAACAACGAGGGCAACUUUGUUAUUGACAGCCAAAAAGGGCUGAUCCGCCUACGCUCCAGCCCCCCUCCGAAACUGCAGGGCCUGGAGUACAUCCUCAACGUCACCGCAACGGAUGACAAUGCCUCCGGUGGGCCUCAUGCCCUCUCUUCAACUGCCCAGGUCAUCGUGGGAGUGGAUGAUGUUAACAACAACAAGCCCAUUUUUGAGAAGUGCCAGCAGUACAGGGAGAGAACCUCGGUGCUGGAGAACCAGCCCGCUGGAACAUUUGUCCUGCAGGUGCACGCGGCCGAUGCAGACGAGGGAGCCAAUGGGAAAGUGACUUACGGAUUCAUGCACAAAGACAGCACAAUACCCGCCUUCAGCAUCCAUCCAGACACAGGUGUGAUCGUGACAGCCAGGACAUUCGACCGUGAGAAGCAAAGGGAGUAUGCUGUCACGGUAACAGCCACGGACCAAGCAGCUGAACCCCUGAUCGGGAUCUGCCAGCUCAAUAUCCUUAUUCUAGAUGAAAAUGACAACAGCCCCAAGUUUGAGAACCUGCGAUAUGAAUACUUUCUGAGGGAGGACACUAUGAUUGGCACCAGCUUCCUCCGUGUGGCGGCGCACGAUGAUGACUACAGCACCAACGCAGCCGUCACUUACUCAAUGUCACUGGAGCAGCCAGAGUACUUCAGAGUCAACCCCGUCACGGGCUGGGUCUAUGUCAGUCAGCCCAUUUCACAGAGGUCUUACAUCACAAGGGAGAUCAUAGCCACUGAUGGAGGGAACCGCAGCAGUAUGGUGGAGCUGGCAGUCACCAUCACAAAUGUGAAAAACCAGCCCCCGCAGUGGGAGAGGGACAGUUACGAUGUGGUGAUCCCAGAGAACACCAUGAGGGACACUCCUAUUGUGACGAUUAAGGCCACCUCCCCCUUGGGCGACCCCAGAGUCACGUACAACCUGGAGGACGGGAUGGUGCCUGAGACCAACAUGCCCGUGCGCUUCUACCUGACGCCCAACCGUGAGGACGGCUCCGCGUCCAUCCUGGUGGCGGAGCCUCUGGACUACGAAACCACCCGGAACUUCAUGCUCAGGGUCCGCGCUCAGAAUGUGGCGGCCGUCCCUUUGGCUGCUUUCACCACUGUCUACAUCAAUGUGACAGAUGUCAACGACAAUGUCCCUUUCUUCACUUCCUCCAUCUAUGAGGCUGCGGUAACAGAAGGGGCAGAAGUUGGCACCUUGGUCCUCCAGGUGUCUGCUAAUGACCUGGACCUUGGGAUCAACGGGAAGAUCUCCUACUCCCUGCUGAAUGAUCGUAGCGGGGAUUACCGGUUCUUCCGCAUCGACCCAGAUAUGGGGGCCAUCUACACAGAGGCGGUGUUCGACCGGGAGAUGAAGGGCUCCUAUCUUUUGGAAGUGAAGUCCGUGGACGGGUGGGAAUCGUCCCGACCCGGAAAGCAUGGACAGCCCAACUCUGACACGGCAUACGUUCGCAUCUUUAUCAGUGAUGUGAAUGAUAACAAGCCCAUCUUCGCUCAGAGCGUCUAUGAGAUCGAUGUUGAUGAGGACGCGGAUGUUGGCUUUGCCCUCGUCACUGUCAGCGCUAAUGAUGGGGAUGAAGGUGCCAACGCCAAGCUGCGCUACCAGAUCACCUCAGGGAACACGGGAGGUGCAUUCGAUGUGGAGCCCGAGGUUGGAACCAUUUUUAUCGCCCAGCCACUGGAUUUCGAACACGUGAAGAGGUACAAACUGCAUGUUGUGGCAUCAGACGGCAAGUGGGAGGACUACGCUGUGGUCAUCGUCAACAUCCUCAACAAGAACGAUGAGCCGCCUGUCUUCUCCAUGAACGAGUACUAUGGCAGUGUGACAGAGGAACUGGAUGGCUCGCCUGUGUUUGUGCUACAGGUAACAGCAACUGACCCAGAUAAAGAUGCCAACCAGGAGGCCCUGAGGUAUUCUCUCCAUGGUCAGGGAGCUGAGAGUGAAUUCAUCAUUGAUGAAGUGACGGGGAAGAUAUACGCCCAGAAGACCUUGAACCGCGAGGAGCGGGCAGUUUGGAGGUUUGUGGUGCUGGCCACUGAUGAGGCGGGGGAGGGGCUAACUGGCUUCACUGAUGUCAUAAUCAACGUGUGGGAUAUCAAUGACAAUGGGCCUGUCUUCAUCUGCAUGCCUGAUAACUGCAAUGGCAAUGUCCCUGAGAACUCAUCCCCCGACACCUCAGUCAUGGAGAUGACUGCCUCCGACAUGGAUGACACUACUGUGGGUCAAAACGCCGUGCUCACCUACAGGGUUGUCGGGAAUGCUCGAAAUAGUGCCAGUACUGACUUGUUCAGCAUCAACCCUAACACUGGCACGAUCUAUGUGGCAGUAGGCAACUUGGACCGGGAGAAGGUGGAGAAGUACCUUCUGGUGGUGGAGGCUAAGGAUGGAGGGGGCAUGACAGGCACAGGUACUGCCACUAUCCAGGUUACAGAUGUCAAUGACCAUGCCCCCCGGUUCACUGAGAAUGCUUGUGGUGCCCGUAUCUCAGAGAUCAGUGAGGUAAACUCAGCCGUCCUGGAGCUCUCGGCCACAGACGAAGACGUUGGGGAGAAUGCUCAGCUGACUUUCAGCAUAGUAGGAGGAGACCAGGACCAGAAGUUUUACAUGGUAAGUCACAGGCAGGAGCAGCGUGGGACACUUCAGCUAAAGAAGAGGCUGGAUUAUGAGAAGUCCAGUGAACAAUGGUUCAAUCUCACCAUAAAGGUUGAGGACCUAGACUAUUUCAGCAUGAUCCAUUGUGUCAUUGAGGUGGAAGAUUACAAUGACCAUGCACCAGUUUUCAUCCCACACUUCUAUGCCCUUACACCGUUGCCUGAAGAUGUCCCCGUAGACACCAGCAUCGCUAAGGUGGUUGCCAGUGACUCAGAUUCUGGUCUGAACCAGGAAAUCACGUACAGCAUCUAUUCAGAAUCCGACCCAUACAAUCAAUUUUCAGUGGACCAGACUGGAGUGAUCCGCGUGGCAAGACCAUUGGACAGAGAAAGAAUGGCACAGCAUUACUUAGUCAUCUUGGCAACAGAUAGCGGGAGUCCGGCGCAAACAGGGAGUGUCACGGUUCAGCUGAGUUUGCUGGAUGUCAAUGACAAUGGGCCAGAGUUUGAAAUGGCCUACAUGCCUGUAGUGUGGGAGAAUGUUCCGGGUCCGCAGAUCGUACAUCUCAACCAGACUUCCACGCUGUUGCAUGUGGUGGAUCGAGACUCUGCAGAGAACGGGCCUCCCUUCACCUUCACCUUGCCCCCAGAGUACUAUGAUGGAGGCAGUUUUUUCCUACAGGACAAUGGAAAUAACACAGCUACCAUCACUGCUCUGCGCACCUUUGACCGUGAAAAGCAUAAGGAGUUCUAUCUGCCCAUCAUCACAAAGGACAGUGGCCACCCCUCCAAAAGUGUCACCAACACUCUGACCAUCACUAUUGGCGAUGAGAAUGACCACGCCCACCAGGCUGGGGACAAGGAUAUUUACAUCAACAGCCACAGAGGAAGGAUGCCAACAGCAGUCCUGGGCAAGGUUUAUGCUCCAGACCCAGAUGACUGGGACAAUAAAACGUAUGCCUUCGCAGGACAUGUGCCCAACUACUUCAUUCUAAAUAAAAGGACAGGUUUUCUGAUCAUCAAGGAAAACACACCACCAGGAAACUACAAGUUCAAGGUGCAUGUUUCCGACGGUGUUUGGCCAGACGUCGUGUCCAGUGUCACCGUGCACGUUCAGGAGCUGCUUGAUGACGACAUCUACAACUCUGGCUCACUUCGCCUAGCAGAUAUCACAGCCAAGGAGUUUAUCGAGCGCCAGGGCGAUGCACGGAGCCGAUACAACAUGUUCAGAGACUUUCUUUCCGAGAUGCUGCCCACCAGCUCUGACAACAUCAACAUCUUUGGCCUGAUGGAAGUGCGGGAGAGGACUCUGGACGUGAGGUUCUCUAUGCAUAGCGCCCCCUUUCUGAGGUCAGAGAAGCUACACGGAUACCUCGCUGCUCACAAGCAGAAGCUUCAGUCAUUUCUCCAGGUUAACAUCAGCCAGGUGCACAUUGACGAGUGUGUGGACAUGGACUGCGGGAACAGCAGUGGCUGUUCUAACCACCUGACCAUCAGUGACACGCCUACUGUGGUGGAUUCUGGGAGCAUGUCUCUGGUGUCGGUGACGGUGAUGGACGCUCCUGUGUGCAGCUGCUCGGGAAGAGACCAUGUGCACCAGACCUGUGCUUCCUAUCCCAGAAACCCCUGCUACAAUGGUGGAACCUGCAUUGACAGCCAGAGUGGAUACAGAUGCCAGUGCCCUCCGCAGUUUGAUGGCCCAGACUGCCAGCAGACCAAGCACAGUUUCCAUGGUGAUGGCUAUGCUUGGUUUCCCCCCAUAAGGCCAUGCUUCGAGAGCCACCUCUCCCUGGAGUUUAUCACCGAGGCUGCAGAUGGCCUGCUGCUCUACAGCGGGCCAGUGUCCCAGUUACAGCCAUGGGACCCUGAGGACUUCAUGGCGAUAGAAAUUAUUGACGGCACACCUACUUUGAAGAUAAACCAUGGCUCUGGCACCUUGGUGCUUCAGUUGCCAAGCAACGUGGAUGUAGCCGACAGACGGUGGCACAGGCUAGACGUAAGGAGCAAUAGUAAGGAAGUGCGUUUCACCCUGGACCGCUGCAGUGGUGUCACCGUCAUGGAGAUGGAGGGCGUGGACAGAUGGCUGACAACUGAAGACCACUCCUCCUGUGAAGUCACAGGAGUCACACCAAACCUGGACAGGCACCUCAAUGUGACCCAAGUAUUGCAGCUGGGUGGAGUCAAUGAGAAUCUACCCUACAUCUACCCUCAGUUACAGCACAAGCACUUCUCAGGCUGUAUCCGCAACCUGGUGUUGGAUAGUAAGGUGUAUGAUCUUGGGUCUCCUGCAGACUCUGUGAAUAGUGCCCCAGGUUGUCUAAUGACAGAUGGAAACUGCGUAAACAUGGGGUACCCAUCCUGCGGACCCCAUGGCCAAUGCCAUGGAGAGUGGGGUUCCUUCAGCUGCCAGUGUAUGCCAGGGUACACCGGGCACCAGUGCGAGCGGGAGGUCCCCGAGUACUCCUUUGAUGGGCGCAGCUACAUCCAUUUCCAGUUGGGGUCCCCCCUGCCAGCCCGCAGGACAUUGGUGCAGGCUCUGGUGCGGACCCGGAAACACUGGGGUGUCAUUAUCAGCCUGUUGUCCAAGGAGCAGAGCGAGUACCUGCGCCUGGAGAUCUAUCAGGGCCUGCUGGCUGUCUUCUACAACCUCGGUGAUGGGGACUACUCCCUUACACUACCCUCCUAUCGUGUUGACAAUGGGGAGUGGCACAAGGUCCACCUGGAUCGCUACGACAACGAACUGACCCUGCGGCUCAACGGGGGAGGCGGGAGGCGGGAAGUGACCGCGUUCCCUGGGCGGAGCCGAGAGAUCGUCAUUGACCCAGCGGGGGUGAUGCUGGGGAAUUCCUUCCCCUCCGGCCACAACAAGAGCUUUCAAGGCUGCAUUCGGGACCUGAGGCUGAACGGCCUGUACGUGCCCAUGGACGGGCAGGCCAAAGAAGGGAUAUCGGAGGUGAGGUCGCAGGGCGUGUCUAUGGGAUGCCCCUCGGACUCCUGCAGGAGGAACCACUGCAGCCCCCCCUUCAGCUGUGUGGAUCUGUGGAGGAUGCAUGAGUGCAGGUGUCCUCUUGGUCACAUGGUGCAGGAAAACUCCACUGGAAAGUUCUGUAUCUACACCUUGUGUGCCAGCCACCCAUGCCACCGUGGCACCUGCAUGGCGCAGUCCCCAUCCAAGUUCACCUGCCAGUGCCCUGAGGGCUACAGGGGGCGCCACUGUGAGGUCGCGCUGGCCGUCUACCAUGACGAUGUUGGGCUCAGCUUCAGCUCCCUGUUUGCCAUCUGCAUUUGCUUCUUGGCUCUCCUAGUGCUACUGCUGGGUAUCUUCCUGUGGUCACGCUGGAGGAGCUACAAGGGCCUGAAGGAGGGUGUGUACCAUGUGUCGGCGCACCACGACGGUUGGGAGGACAUCCGGGAGAACGUGCUGAACUACGAUGAGGAGGGUGGAGGGGAGGAGGAUCAGAAUGCCUAUGACAUGGCAGAACUGCAGAAGUCUCUCCAGCCUAGCCCAGCCCAGUCCGUACAGUACGGCCGUUCCCGGGGGGGUCAGUACCAUGCGCACGUGCAGCAGGACACCAACAAGUCCAGCAGCAGCAGCAGCACCACCACCACCACCACCACCCUACGCCGGGACGUCCCGCCGUCCUGGUCCCAGGCCCGGGGCCCGGGCCAGCCCGUCCACUCGGCCCGGAAGAGCCUGUCCUUCUCCAGCCAGGACCUGGCCCGCUACCUGUGCGAGAUCAUCCGGGACGCGGACCAGCACCCGGAGACGGCGCCCUUCGACUCGCUGCAGGUGUUCUCCACCGAGGGCGGGGGCUCGCCGGCCGGAUCGCUCAGCUCCUUCAGCUCCGCGGGCCUGGAGGAGGAGAGGAGCCACGACUGCCUGCGCGAGUGGGGGCCGCGCUUCGAGAAGCUCAAAGCGCUCUACGAGAGGGCCGAGGCCAGCGACCUCUGAGCGCCAUCUGCCAGCUGUUGAGGACACUAGAGGACCCUAAAGGAAAUUUAAGACAAGCCUUAUUACUGUCUUUUUGUCUGGAACUCGUGUUAAGUGGAAUGGGACUGAAGGGUACGGCACUUACCGUAAGGGACUGAGAAUUGCCUUUUUGUAGUGACUUGCUGAUGACAAUGAUUUCAGUGAAACGUGUUCUAUUUGUAAAUCAAAUCUUUCCAUGUUCCCCUUGGUACAAGACAUGCUGUUACAUGUACAAUCAGUAGCUUAAAAUGAUUGUGAUUUGAUGAAGAUACUCAUUACAUUACAAGAUUUAGCAGACGCUCUUAUCCAAAGCGACUUGCACAACUUUUUACAAAGCAUUUAUAUUGCAUCCAUUUAUACGGCUGCAUAUAUACUGAAACUAUGAAGGUUAAGUAUUUUUCUCACAGGUACAAUGCCAGUAUCCUAUCCAGGAAUCAAACCUGCAGCCUUUAGGUUACAAGACAAGUUCCUUACCCAUUAGUCACAUGCCAGCGUGACACCCCUGGGAGAGAGAUGCGGCAGUUCUGGGAGUGCACCAUUGGUUGCCACAUGGAAGGAGAGAGAGCGCACCCGCGCAAACACAGAAUGAAAUGAACAAACGUCUUCCCUCUUCCCCCUCACGGGUUCUGGGUGAAAACAAUAAACUAACACAACAAACUAAAAUAGUAAAGACAAAAAAAAAGCAAAGCAAAACUGAGCGGCAGCCCUUCGGCUCACCAUUCAUAGCUGGUUCUGCUUUUCAGCUUCCCAGCUCCUCCUGCUUUUCAGCUUCCCAGCUCCUCCUGCUUUUCAGCUUCCCAGCUCCUCCUGCUUUUCAGCUUCCCAGCUCCUCCUGCUUUUCAGCUUCCCAGCUCCUCCUGCUUUUCAGCUUCCCAGCUCCUCCUGCUUUUCAGCUUCCCAGCUCCUCCUGCUUUCAGCUUCCCAGCUCCUCCUGCUUUUCAGCUUCCCAGCUCCUUCAGCUUUUCAGCUUCCCAGCUCCUCCUGCUUUUCAGCUUCCCAGCUCCUCCUGCUUUUCAGCACCGGUUCACUUUCUCUGUCAUGCUCUGACAAAGAAGGCUGAAACUAAAAUCUAAAACUUGGUCCGUGCUCCCGGUCUCAGCUCCAAGUUGUGGAGAGCAGCACACCUUUAACCACCUGGGCUGGUCUGUCAACGCAACCCAGGUGCGUUUGUUCUCUCCACCAGCCGGCACAGCCAAGACCAGUCCGCUUCUUCAGCGGACCGAAUGCCACACCAUUAUACUACACUGCCGCCCACUAUACUUCUGUAGGCUUUGAAAGUUAAGAAUGCUGUUUUUUUUAAUCAUCGAUCAGAAAGUAAUGCAAACAGGCAUUUUUUUCCUUUAUUUUCUAUUUUUCAAUCCCCCACAUAGAUGUGGAAGCCAAAAUCUGCGCCUUAUAUGGAGCUAAGUGCACUAACAAAAACAAGAACUAACACUUACAGGAUACCUCGUACAGCUUCAAAGAAUGGUGCCACGAUUGUACUUGAAGGUUCUGCUUCUGGGGUUAAUAGAAGGCCUGUGCACAAUGGCCUACAGUAUAAAUACUGCAGUGGAAAACCCGUAUGUCCAAAGAUAAUAAUUCACAUAAUAUAUUCUAAGGCUUGAAUCUUUGUGCUCCAUCUAACCUGCUGAGCCUACAUCAUGUCUGCAAGUGUUGAGAAUGAUCAGCUCAAAUGAAUUGCAAUCACGGGAAGAACCAAAGUGGCGUUGGUUGAGUGCUGGCAAUUCAGCUGAAAAGCCCAGUUUUAACCAAGUGAGAAUAGGACUUAUCCGGAAGGAUGAUUUGACUCUGGGAUAUGAAGUGACAGGAGCUGGGACAUUAAACUGAACAAAUCCAAAGUUUAUAUCCUUUAGAAAGUAUUUCAAAUGUAAUAACAUUUGCUCUUGUUUAAAGGAGCACAAAAAAUUCUUACCGCUUCCCACUUUCACGUUAACAUUGCUGUGAACAGAAUGAGAAACUGAAGAAAAAAAAAACACUUCUAGGUCGUUUUCAGAGGGACAAGACGUUUCACUCCUAUUAACAUUUCUGCGUUUUUUUCUGCCUAAUGUGUUGCUGCAGGGAUGAUUAUAUACAGUGAGGUUUCACAGAGAAAUGGUAAUGGAUUUAGAAAUGGUUUGUCCACAAUGAAAUGGAAUGAAAACACAUGUAGCAAGGUUCUUGUGGAAUGACAAAAUGCCAACACACUGUAUUAUGUGUUUCUCGGGGUACAGUUAUAAAACCCAGUUUAUCUUUUUUUAACAGAAAUCUGUUAUGCAUCACAGCACAGCUGUCAGGAAGAGGGGGCUUUUAAAAGACAUCAGAGUUCUAAUCCUAAUGUGAGAUGAUAGCUGGCUGUCAUGCUAUGAAAUGAAAAAUUCUUGCAUUUUGUGGCUACUCGAAGUCAAUGGUUUGGGCAUGCAUUUCAAGUGUGCCAAUUUUAAAAGGUAGCAAAUGAGUUGAAGUAAGAUUCACAUGUGGGAAUAGGGAAUGCUUCUGUAAUUCUGCCUAUAAAAGCUAACCUUUCUUCUGGAUGAAGUAUGAUUUGCUCCCUGAAAAUAUGAUUUGUUAGGACCUGGUAUGAGUGAGGGGUUAUUCAUUGCCUACAAAACUAAGUAUUAUUAAAGUGUGAACUAUAUAUCAUUUCAUUUAUGACUCAUAGGACUUUUCAUUUAUAGCUGGUGCUGUGUGUGCCAACAGUGUCUAACUCCUCACUUUUAAAUUUGUGCUAAUGGGUGGCUUUUGUGUGGUGAAUUCACAAAUUGUGAAAUUGCUUUUUUAUUUCUAUCUUGUUUGUACAUAGAAAAAUGACAGUAUAUGGUUUUAAAAGUGUUAAACUAUCUAUGGGAUAACCACACUGUAAACUUUCCUGCUUCUUUAAAAAGUGAACUUGUAUUUUGUAUUGUUUUUUCAUUUCUAUGAUCAUGUUGAUUUAUAUUUACACCACUUGAAACCUUUUUUUUUUCAAAUAAAUAUCUCUUUGAUUA
Molecule: messenger RNA, 11856 nt
Organism: Anguilla rostrata (American eel)
Lineage: Eukaryota; Metazoa; Chordata; Actinopteri; Anguilliformes; Anguillidae
Product: neural-cadherin-like
Exons: 33
Coding region: 200-8875 (2891 amino acids)
Biological process (GO): cell morphogenesis; homophilic cell-cell adhesion; calcium-dependent cell-cell adhesion
Cellular component (GO): plasma membrane; adherens junction; catenin complex
Molecular function (GO): cadherin binding; calcium ion binding
Source: RefSeq, a predicted model, not a curated record